This is a messenger RNA of Aedes albopictus (Asian tiger mosquito), 3276 nucleotides long. RefSeq names its product zinc finger protein 585A. The transcript has 4 exons. The record is from RefSeq and is a predicted model, not a curated record. Gene Ontology annotation, cellular component: nucleus. The coding region runs from base 27 to 3170 and encodes 1047 amino acids. NCBI's taxonomy places the organism in Eukaryota, Metazoa, Arthropoda, Insecta, Diptera, Culicidae. Gene Ontology annotation, molecular function: RNA polymerase II cis-regulatory region sequence-specific DNA binding; zinc ion binding; DNA-binding transcription factor activity, RNA polymerase II-specific. Gene Ontology annotation, biological process: regulation of DNA-templated transcription.
AGGUGUUUAUUGGAAAGCUACAGGACAUGAAUUCACACCGGCCAAAAGUGUGCCGCAUUUGUCGUGCACCGGACAAUGACGACCUGAUCUCGGUUCGGCUGAUCCAGGACCACAUCACCAUCGCUCGGAUGGUGGAGGAACUCACCGGGAUACAGGUGAUGCAGGACAAACAUCUCCCGCAAAACAUUUGCCUCCAGUGCCUGGAACGGCUGCGGAACGCGCACCAACUUCGCCAGCAGUGCAUCGAAUCGGACCGACUGCUGAGAGAAGAACUUGGUCCAGGAGAAAGAAAACGUAACGAUGACACGGUAAAGUUGGAAAUCGUAGCCUUGGAUGAGCAACCGGGACGAGAGGAAGCUGUUCAGGAAGUCUCAAUGCCAGGUGAUAUGGAAUCAGCUGAAAAAGUGGAUCUAGAUAUCAUAGUAGAGGAGACAGAAGAAGAAUCAUUAGGAGGAGUAGCGGAGGAACGAGAGGGUAACAAACUGGCAGCUGCACAAGAGCUGAUAGAUAUUCUGGCUCCAGAGGAGAACGUUGGUGUCACAAAUCAGGCAUUGUCAUAUUUGCAUGACUACGAUGAGAACGAUUACGAAGUGUUGCUGGAAAGUGAGUAUUUCGAUUAUGUCAGGUUUACUGCAGCGAUUUGCUGUGGUUGUGCGGAGCGAUUUGAAGAUAGAGAGGAUCUGAUGCUACAUGGCUUGACUGUUCAUCAAUCUGAAACGAAACGCUAUCGAGAGACGGAGAACAAGGAAUGUCCAGUUUGUUACGAUCAAUUUUUAAACUUGGAUGCUCUUUCGUUUCACCAAAACCGUAUCGGUUUAGAACUGUAUCAUUGCCACGAAUGCGGCUUACUGUUGGAGAAUCGGGAGCAUUUGGUUUACCAUCUGGAAACAGUUCACUCAAUCGUCGAAGAAUUGACUCAAGAAGGCAACGAGGAGACGAUCGACGAGGACACGAAAAGCAAUCGCGGUCUGGCUAGAACAUUGGUGGAUUUCAGUGAAGAUCAGUACCGAUUGCUGGUGACGGAUGAGGACUACGACUUGAUAGAAUUUCUCUGGCUUCAAUGCUGCGGUUGUGAAAGAUUAUUCGAACAUAGAGAGGAAUUUGAGGCUCAUUCAAAGGAACACCAUCUACCUAAGCGAAAACCGCAAGACGAACAAAAUCCGUUUGAAUGCAGUAUAUGCUAUGAGAGAUUUUCCAAAAAAGCAUCGCUAACGUUCCACCGAAAUAAGCCCACCAAACGACGGAUGGUUUGCCGGGUUUGUGAAGGCAUUUUCGAAGGGAGGAGCGCCAUACAAAAGCAUAUGGUGGAUUGCCAUAAAAUGGUCGCCGAGAAGGAUGAUUUCGAGGAUAUUAAGCCUGUAAUAGAAGAAGAUAUGGAAGUUGAUGAAUACGACCACAUAGUGGAGGAAGAGUGCAAAAGUGAUGCCUACAGCGUUCAAGGGAUUGAAUUCAUAGAGGAAGCACUGACUGAAGACGAUCAAGAUAUUGCUUCAACCGAUGACGAUGAGGAACCCAAAUCCGACGAAGAUGACGAGGACGAAAUCGUUCAUCCUAAGGACAGUAGCAAAUACGUGUCCACUCGCCAGCGCAAACAGAUGGCAUUGAUCCCGGGGAAUUUCGUACGCAUUGCGGCGGAGUACGAUGGAUACAACAUUGUAGAAAUAACUAAAGAGCGUUGCUGCGCUUGUCUGAAGUUCUUCGAUUCCCUCCAGGAACUGGACGAACACGCCAAGGAACAUCAGAUGGAAUCGUUGACACUGGAACAGAACAAUCCGGGGAAAAAGUCGAUAAGCUACGGAUGCGAGUACUGUUUGAAAAAGUUCGACAUUGCCAUGAUCUAUGUGGUUCAUAAACGUAUUCGCGAGCAGAAGCAAUUCUACCAGUGUCGGUUGUGUGAUUUUGUGAUCGAAUCCGAAUCACGACUGAAAAACCACAUGCUCUACAACGAUCAGCAUGCAAAGUUCUUCAACCUUAUCCGGGAGGAUGUCAGUGAUCGGUACGACACGGUCCAGCUGCCCGGUUUCCAGUGCUGUGGCUGUGGGGCUCACUUUGAAGAUGAAUCGGCGCUGAGCGAACAUUCCCAGAAGGAUCAUCCAAGAGAUCCGAAAAAAGACACCGUCAAACGGAAGUACGCUUGUGACAUCUGUGAUAGGCGAUUCAACAACGCCGGAGAAGUGACCACCCACCAGGCGAGGAAAGGUUGCCCCAUAAGGCACUGCUGCAAGUUGUGCGACUUCCAAACCCAGAGCAAUGCCCGAAUGCUGAAACAUCUGUACAGCAAAAUCCACAACGAAUCCUUACCGGCGAUCGAAGUUCAACCCAUCGAAGUGCGCGCCAACCGGCUGGGUUCCGUUCGGUACUGCUGCUUCGACGAAUGCAACGCUUUUGCGUUCCCGAACUUUGCCCAGCUCUCGACGCACGUGCAACAACGGCACCAAUCCGAGCGGGAAGCUAACGAAGCCAUGGCCGAAGCUGAAGACGAUAUCCUACCCACCGGACGACGAUGGCAGUGCGAUUGCUGCGGGCGGGUGUUUCGAACCGGUGCGAUUCUCAAGCAGCAUCAGUUCGCCCACCGAGUGCCGAAGAGUUUCGUGUGUGCCGUUUGCGGGGAGGCCAAGGCGAACAAGGCGGCCUUGACGGUGCACGAGAUGAAGCACACUGGGGAGCGACCGCAUGCCUGCGAUAUGUGCGAUAAGCGCUUCACCUCCAAAACCAUCCUGAACUCGCACAUGAAGUGCCACCUGCCCAAGCAGCACCAGUGCCCCGACUGUGGCGAGAAGUUUGCCCGAGGUGAGAACCUAAAGCGACACAUCCGCCAUCGUCACUCGGAGGCCACAUUCAGUUGCAGCUUCUGUGCCCGGAAGUCGAAAACGCGCGAAGCCCAGAUCCAGCAUGAGCGGUCGCACACCGGCGAGAAGCCGUUCCAGUGUCGAACGGAGGGCUGCAGCAAGCGGUACGGCAGCAUUACCGAUCGGCGCCGGCACGAGAUGGCUAGCCACACGGGUGAACGACCGCACCGGUGUUCGUUCUGUGCGACGUCGUUCGUGCGGAAACGACAGCUAACCAUACACGAGCGGAAGCACACCGGAGAGCGGCCGUUUGCGUGCGAGCAGUGCGGAAAGGGUUUCAAAGAUGCGCCGCUGUUGAAGAAACACGUUUGUUCGCAGUAAGCUUGGAUUGUGUGUACGGUAAGUGAAUAUUUUUAUUCACAGACAUCACGAUACAUUUUUAUGUAUAAGAAAUGUACAUAUAGCUCGAAUAAAAUAUUGAAAAAUA